AGGAAUUGACAGUGAAGAUACCAAAUGGGUGUCUUUUAUGGACGUGGCUCCCACGCUAAAGAUUUAAUGGUGGCCGUCGGUGGCGUAUGACAUGCAGAGUCUGUUAGACAGUGACGUGGAAGAGCCGUGUGCCUUCUCCAAUGAAUCAGCCCGCCGAUUCCGUCCCUAUCUUGUCGACCUUCCCUUAUAAUGUAGGAACCAGGAAGGCACGUCCACUCAUGGUGUUAAAUUGUCCACUCAUGGUGUUAAAUUGCUGCCAAAACGAACUGAGUGCAUUUCAAGCCUAUAAAAUGCCAUUAAAACCUCUCUAAAUAAGGAUAAGGAAACCUUUUGAUUGUGCACGCUGCGAUUGUAGUCCUUCUGCUUUCGUCUUCAGUUACAAGCAGAAAUUUCAUUGCUGUCCAUGUGAUAAGUUGCUAUCUCGUUAAUUUCCUUGCCUGUACGGAUUAUCCAUCUGCCGUUCCGUCUCUCGAGCUUGGGAAACGUGCCUACAGUUGCUGAUCUCUUUAUUUUUGUCGUUCUUUGAGUACGUAGGGGCCCAUCCGUUGCUCUGGUUGCUUCUCAAGAUUAUGCAUUGUCUGCGCGUGGUGAUAGUUCGUCUCCAUCGUGCUUCUCAUAUUAACGGUCUAAUUGCAAAACUGUUUUUGGUUCCGGGAAACGCCUCUCUCCCUCUCCCUCUACAGAUCUCUCUAUUGCAUGGUGCUGCUACUGAUUUGAUCGGGGUCUGAUUAGGACUAAGGAGCGAUGGCAGGGAAAAGCAUUUGCAGUGCAAGAAUGCUAUGGGCUUCUCUGAAGUGCAGAAGUACCACAGGCUCUAUUCAUUAUUGUGCUUCAUCUUCUUUGCGGAGUUAUGGAGCAGUUGCAACCAGGGGAGAUGAGGAUGUUGUUGAUUUUGAUUGGGAUAGACUUGGAUUUGGUCUAACAAGAACUGAUUUCAUGUACACAAUGAAGUGCUCCAAUGAAGAAGGCUUUUCCAAGGGUGAACUCGUUCAGUAUGGGAAUAUUGAACUGAGUCCAUCUGCUGGGGUGUUGAAUUAUGGACAGGGUCUAUUUGAAGGCUUAAAGGCAUAUCAGAAAGAUGAUGGACAUAUCCUUCUAUUCCGUCCUGAUCAGAAUGCUCUGCGGAUGAGGAUGGGAGCAGAGAGGUUAUGCAUGCCCUCACCUUCUGUUGAACAGUUUGUUGAUGCAGUAAAACAGACAGUUCUUGCAAACAGGCGAUGGGUACCUCCACCUGGAAAGGGUGCUCUGUACAUUAGGCCACUGCUGAUAGGAACGGGUGGCCUUCUGGGCCUAGCACCAGCACCUGAAUAUACAUUUUUGGCUUUUGCAUGUCCUGUUGGAAACUAUUUCCGGGAGGGUUUAUCACCCAUUAAUUUGCUUAUUGAGGAAAGUUCUCAUCGUGCCUUUCCUGGUGGAACUGGAGGAGUUAAGUCGAUAACCAACUAUGCACCGGUUCUAAAGGCACAGAGUACAGCUAAGGCAAAAGGCUAUUCUGAUGUCUUGUACUUGGACUCUGUCAAUAGAAGAUAUCUUGAGGAGGUCUCUUCCUGUAAUAUUUUCAUAGUAAAGGAUAAUCUGAUUUCAACUCCACCAACUCAGGGGACCAUACUACCAGGAAUAACGCGAAAAAGUGUAAUUGAAGUAGCUUGCGAUUUAGGCUACCAGGUCAAGGAGCGCCCCAUACUUGUUGAUGAACUGAUCGAUGCUGAUGAGGUGUUCUGUACUGGUACCGCUGUGGUUGUAGCUUCCGUGGGCAGUAUUGCUCAUCUUGGCAAGAGAGUGGUGUACAACAAUGGUAACGCUGGAGACGUAAGCAGGCAACUCUAUGCUGCCCUAACCGAUAUCCAAACAGGACGUGCCGAUGACAAAAAGGGAUGGACGGUUCCAGUCGAUUAACUUGGCAAUUAUAAUUACUACCUGGGAAGACAUUGUUGUUGGGCAUUUUAUGUUUAAAAAAAUGGUCUUGAGUUCAAUUUCCUGUAAUAUGUCCUGUUCUGUCCAAAGGAGAUAUUACAUGUUAUCCAAGUUUGUAUAUUCUUGUAUGUUUUUCUGCAAGAACUUAAUUGGCUAAUUGCAGUUUGUCAGGUUCAA
This is a messenger RNA of Nymphaea colorata (pocket water lily), 2091 nucleotides long. Its product is annotated as branched-chain amino acid aminotransferase 2, chloroplastic-like. The transcript has 10 exons. Gene Ontology annotation, biological process: branched-chain amino acid metabolic process. The record is from RefSeq and is a predicted model, not a curated record. NCBI's taxonomy places the organism in Eukaryota, Viridiplantae, Streptophyta, Magnoliopsida, Nymphaeales, Nymphaeaceae. The coding region runs from base 745 to 1896 and encodes 383 amino acids. Gene Ontology annotation, molecular function: branched-chain-amino-acid:2-oxoglutarate transaminase activity.